Messenger RNA from Ilyonectria robusta, 3091 nucleotides. RefSeq lists its product as uncharacterized. Gene Ontology annotation, cellular component: cytoplasm; P-body. Lineage: Eukaryota; Fungi; Ascomycota; Sordariomycetes; Hypocreales; Nectriaceae. Bases 355 to 2955 code for a protein of 866 amino acids. Gene Ontology annotation, biological process: deadenylation-dependent decapping of nuclear-transcribed mRNA; nuclear-transcribed mRNA catabolic process, nonsense-mediated decay. Gene Ontology annotation, molecular function: RNA binding; 5'-(N(7)-methylguanosine 5'-triphospho)-[mRNA] hydrolase activity; manganese ion binding. The record is from RefSeq and is a predicted model, not a curated record. The transcript is spliced from 2 exons.
CUGUGAUAUUAUCGUCAAACCUGACAACAACAACGCAGCCAUUCUGUCCCCUUGACAUCGCCCCCCCCUGCAACUUGCCCUCAGGAAGCCUCGCACCCCCGCACCCUCGCUCCCGCCUCUCCCGAUCGCAGAUCUCUUCCUCCGCUCGAGCAAAGUGACCUGCGACCCCGACGACGUCGCUCGUCUUUUUGCUUGUCGCAGUUACGCCUUGCGUCAUAUCAGGUGUUGCGCCUCAACCAUGCCCAGCUCUUCCACGCAGCGACACUCUCAGUAUUGCCUUGCGAAGUCGUGAAAGAAGACCAAACCAGGUGCCGAAAUAGUCUGCUAGGGCAUGGGCCGAAGAAAUCAUCAAUCAUGACCGGAUCACAGAUGCAGUUAGAAGAUUGGCUGGACGACCUCUGCGUCCGCUUCAUCAUCAACCUUCCCCAGGAGGACCUUUCCUCUGUCGCCCGAAUAUGCUUCCAAGUCGAGGAAGCCCAGUGGUUCUACGAGGAUUUUAUCCGUCCGCUCGAUCCCACCCUCCCGUCCAUGUCGCUGCGCACGUUCUGUCUACGAAUCUUCCAGCACUGCCCCCUCCUCGCCUCCUUCUCCGUUGAGAACCAUACCAAGGCCUUCGAGGAGUUUCUCGAGUACAAGACUCGAAUCCCUGUCCGCGGCGCCAUUAUGCUCAACGAGGCCAUGGACUCGACGGUCUUGGUCAAGGGAUGGAAGAAGGGCGCCAACUGGAGUUUCCCACGCGGCAAGAUCAACAAGGAUGAAGAUGACCUGGACUGCGCCAUUCGAGAGGUGUAUGAGGAGACUGGUCUAGAUCUAAGAGCCGCAGGCUUGGUGCCUACCGAAGGCAAACCCAAGUACAUCGAGAUUGCCAUGAGGGAACAACACAUGCGCCUCUACGUCUUCCGCGACGUUCCCAUGGACACCGACUUUGAACCCAAGACCCGGAAGGAGAUUAGUAAGAUUGAGUGGUACAAGCUGUCAGACCUUCCUGCGUUUCGGAAGAAGGGACAAAACAUCGACUCUGGCACUAUCCCAAACGCGAACAAGUUCUACAUGGUAGCCCCAUUCUUGGUUCCUCUGAAGAAAUGGGUUGUCUCCCAAAAGAAGAUCGAAGCCCGACGAGCUGCCAGUGGGAACCACGCCCAUACUCAUCGACCGAUUGACGAGGUUCACUUGGAGGAUGAGUGGACGCAAACCGACACUGGUGCCGCAACCUCCACCCGAACACCAGCUAUCGAGACGCUUGAAGGUGCCACACAAGAACUGCAGCGCCUGUUGAAGGUUCAACCUCCCACUCAGGGUAUACAGCCAGCUCCUACCCAGCCAGAUAAGGGAAGCGCCCUCCUUUCCAUUCUCCAGGCGGGCCCCAGCUCGGCGACAGCACAACAGCGCGGUGCUCAACUCCCGCAUACUCCCUAUGACCUGACAAUUGCGGGGGCGCCUCAGCCUCAGGCCCCCCACCAUCAUCACCAGGUACCUUCGAUCAACACUCAACAACCCCCUCCAUCAUUCCCGUUCCCACCGAGCCAGGCUGGCUGGAACGCACUCCCGGUGCAACCAGGAAACGACCAACCCUUCAGCCAGCAAUAUCCUGUUUCUCUUCAACAACAGUAUGGCAGUAACCAGGCUACUCUCGUCCAUCCUCAACCUUUGCCACCGCAAGUGCAACGGGCAGUCUUCAAUCGCAGCGUCUUCCAAGAAGGGUCGCAACCCACGUAUCCGGGGGCUUUUGCAAACCCCCAACAAGCGCAGUAUAGUGUCCCUGGCCAAAUGCCUCCUGGUCAAAUGCCUCCCGGCCAAAUGCCUCCCGGUCAAAUGCCCCCUGGUCAAAUGUUACCUGGUCAAAUGUUACCUGGUCAGAUGCCGCCUCUUCAAGGCUCUAUGCCCCGUGACAACUCAAGGCCAGCCCAGCUGAACGGGCAGUCCAUGGCACUCCUCAAUGCUUUCAAGGGCGGCAAUGCUAGCUCGCAAUUGAAGGAGAAUGCCAGACAGCCCCAACAAUAUCCGCAAGUCCAGGCUCAGCCCCAGCUUACUGGGCAAGGAGCCGUGGGCCAGAACUUUGGCCAAUUAUACGGCCAUCCCGGUGUGCCCCAAGUCCCGGCGCAUAUGGCGGGUAACCUGGCUAGCCAGGAGCGAACUCAACCGAGUCCGAAGGAGUUGGCAGGUUCUAGAGUUGGCCCGCCAGCAGAUAACCAUCGAUCCGCACUCCUUGGGAUGUUCCGGAAGGCAGAGCCCGAGGCCAGCCCAGCCCAGUCUCAACAUCAUAAUUCUGGACAUGCAAAUGUUGGCCAGGGCGCCUCUGGCAAUAUGCUAAGUGAGGUGCUGCGUUCAUCUGGUGGUGGUUCUUCCAUGCGCGCCCAGGGUCCAUCUCGAGGGAGUGCGGAUACCAACCCGUCUCUUUCUCUGGAUGCUCUGUCAAUGCAGCCCAGAACCAGCCAGUCUGGAACCCCCGCUUCGCAGGGCAGGGGAGACUACGCGUCACAAUAUCCCCAGCCGACGGCCCAGCAGACCCAGCAGACCCAGCCACUCCGCAUUCUUCAGCGCGGCCAGAACGAUCAGUUCCUGGGAGUCAGCAGGCAAACCACUAUAUCUCCUCAAACCUCUCCGCGUGGGAUGAGUAGUCAUCCGCCACCCGGACACUUUGCAAGCCCAGCAGCUGCAGCAGCUUUUCCUGCUCAAGGCGUCCCCAGCCAACGACCUCCGUCUGGACCCGAUCAGAAACGCCAGCUGUUGUCACUUUUCGGCAAGCAGUCACCAGGGCUGGAAGCGGGCAAAGGAAAGGAGGUUGUGGUGGAUGUACCGAGGUCACGGGGCUCUGGGGCAGGCGAGAUGUUGGCCCCUGGAAGCACCUCGGCAUCUCGUCGUGGAAGCCAGACGCCCAUACCGCCCAUGACACCAGCGGAUCGGAGCUUCUUGCUGGGUUACCUGGAGUCAGUGACCAACAAUGCGUCUCGCUGAGAGUGGCAAUGAAUGGGAGCUUGUGGCUGUAUAUUACGGAGCAUGGAUGAUUGGGAAGGACAAUAUCAUUAGGAGUCCAGAGUCCAGAUGUCUGCCAGCUGGCUAUAUGAGUCCAAUAACAACAUGAUUAAUCGCG